Exophiala xenobiotica is the source of this 1508-nucleotide messenger RNA. RefSeq lists its product as uncharacterized. NCBI's taxonomy places the organism in Eukaryota, Fungi, Ascomycota, Eurotiomycetes, Chaetothyriales, Herpotrichiellaceae. The coding region runs from base 696 to 1385 and encodes 229 amino acids. The record is from RefSeq and is a predicted model, not a curated record. The transcript has 2 exons.
CCUUUCAAUGCUCUACACGAAGACAAUUAUAUAGUGCGAUAGGGACUGGAGAUGACGAGUAUAUGCUAGGUGAGAUACUCCAAGCAUCAAGUACCAACACAAUUCUCGCAGAGCUCAAGUCAAGAUACCUCAGCUGCAAACCUGACAGGCUUUCGUGUCUUGCGCUAUGGAAGGACGAGUGAUUUUCUGAGACCAUAUCAUCUCGGUCAAAGGAAGGUAAUCAAGCCUCAUCUGCGCAGGCAUCUCGGACGACUCAGACUUCGUUGCGCGAGCAUGUGCAUGGAUGCACAUCUAAACUGCCAUCAGGUAUACGAGGAUACUGGACUCUCAAGCGAAGCAUUAGUUCUGCGCCAAGGUUGGCUGCCUUUCGUCCUCCAGCCUGCGCUUCUAUUCUACCCUGCUCGCCUGCUGAUUUAUUGCUGGGCUAAGAUGAUAAUCAGUCCACUGCACUUGAGCAUGUCUAACCUCUCCGAAGGAUCCUCCCAGGCAAGUCUAUGAGCAAGGUUCGUCACUGCACCGCCGCGAUCGCCCGUCCUGGUUGUGUGGAAGGGGUCGCUGCAUGAUAGCCUCAAGCCUACCUACGAAAGGAUAAAAGCCAACCACCCACGUCCCUCUUUCUUUCCCAUCAACCGGACGCCUGUGUCACUAUACCUAUCAAAAGUCUAGGACCGUCCACACUGUCUAAUUAAGAUACUAUGGCAGACUCCAAACCAACCCUGCAUCAUCUCAAUGACUCUCAGUCUCAGCGCAUCUUAUGGCUCCUCGAAGAACUCGAGAUCCCUUAUGACCUCGUCCUCCACAAGCGAAAUGAGACCGGUCCCAACAAAAGAAGAGCUCCGGAAGAGCUGAAGAAGACACAUUUCCUUGGGAAGAGUCCGCAGCUGUGUACAAGCGAUGGCAGAGUUGUCAUCGAAUCCCUCGUUAUCGCGAGAUAUCUGAUCGACAAAUACGACAAGAAGGAUAGAUUCAAGGGAGAUGGCGACUGGCUUCGCGACGAUGAGCUGUGCAACAUAGCUGCCGCUACCAUUGGAAUCCCAAUGUCCGUCGAAGUGCUGUUCACUAUGAUGGCAAAGUUGUCACCCUUCUUCUUGCGGCCACUGAUCUACCCUAUUCACAGAGGCAUACACCAGGGCUACUCGGGACCCGAGCUCGAUCUCAACUUUGGCUAUCUGGAUGAACAACUUGGAGAUCGAGAGUAUUUUGGAGGCUCUUCGCCAUCCAGAGCCGACUUCAUUCUCUCUUGGCCAAUGGACGUGUGCGCGCUGAACCACUUCAUCGACCUGGAGAAGUUCCCAGCUCUGGCUAAAUGGCACAAGAGAUGUCAAGAGCGUCCUGCAUGGAAGCGAGCCCUGGAGAAGGGAAACGGCUACAAUCUGAAAUACUGAUCAUGCGUUAUCUGGAGGUCAUGUUGAUCGGAUCGAACAGCGGAUGGCCUGAUUAUGAACCCGACGCGCAGAAAGUUGUGUAUCAAGUAACUUAAUACUCUACUCGAAAAAACAUGCAUGAAC